Molecule: messenger RNA, 1932 nt
Organism: Symbiodinium pilosum
Lineage: Eukaryota; Dinophyceae; Suessiales; Symbiodiniaceae
Source: the annotation of a GenBank genome assembly
GGGGAGCUUAAUGCCUUGCAGCUGGAGUUUGAUCAGACCGGUGCUGGACCCAUUGUUGCUGCGCAUUUAGGCGGUGCUGCGGCCGCCCCGCCUGCCGUUGCUGCUGUUGGGCCGGUGUUGACUCCAGUAGCUGGGUUCGUUUGGGUGGUUGCCGUUGCCGAGGGCAGUGGUGGCUGGCCACCAAGCUGGGUCAAGGGAGUCGUGGGUUUGUCUGAUGGCUCAGUGAUCUUCGUCGAGAACAUUGCCAAUCAUGCGCUUGAUGGUUACAUCUCUGCCACCCAAGCUGGUGGCCCCCCUCUGCCUCCUGUCCCUGCGCCCCCUGUUGGAGCGGCAGGUGCAUUGGCCAUGGGCGUUGGGGAUGAUGCACGUACUCUUGCUGUCAGGUAUGGUACUGAUGGAAAGCGGCGCCGAGAGCUUCGCGAUGGUAUCGAGCUGGCUAGCGAGAGUAUUUGGGCCGACUGGCCCAUCAAGGGCCCUCGAACAGCCAAAUGGGUUGGCCAGUACUUUGUUUCAAACGGGGGUAGUCCCAUGAGCAUGCAUAACACUUGGAAGGUGAAUUGUAAGCUUCAACCUUCGGAUGCUGGAGUUCUUGAACAUGAGUCCAUUUGCAAAGCCUUGGAGUUGGCAGUCGAAUACGACCAGCUGAACAUUGGUGAGCUUGCUACCAUUGAGCUGCUGUCCCGUCGCUUGCAGAUGAUUCAGUUCCGUUGGAAGGAGAGGAUUUUGGGCUCAGCUUCGAGUGGCACGGUUGAUGACGAGUCGCACUUUUUCUUGGGGGUGGAUCCCACCCGUGGGAAUCUGUGUAUUUGCCCGGCCCUCAACACGUGGCUCGGUGAGGAGUUGCACAAGGAGGCCCAGGCAAACAAAGAACAGAGAAAGGCCCGCGAGGAGAGAGCCCUUUUGCGGGGCAACAAGACAAAGUUGGCAGCUGAUGCCUGGGUUCGCGAGGGCGUCCAGACUUUGAACUCUCUCUAUGGUGGUUCGGAGGCUGGGAUCUUUGCCCCUGUUAGUUCUCAGGCUUCAGCACUGAGCGGCCUGGCACAGAAGUACAGACUUGCUGGGCCUCCUCCCCAAUCUCGUCCCGAAGAAGCCCUCCAGGCGCUUCUCGGCUCGAUGUCCGUCUACUCGUUGGACAACGUCGAGUGCAACAUUGCCAGCUAUGACGAGGCACUUGUCUCUUGGCCGGAGCCGGGGAGCCGUCCGGUUCGGAUUGCGGAACACCUGGCUCCGGAUGUUGGAAAACUUUUGUCACUGGCAAAUGCUCAUGAGCUUCUUGCCGAUCCAGCUGCACUGAGUGGCUGUGAACUUGUGAGGCCUUACGUUGACCCAGUGCUGUUGCAUUCGCCUGUACAUAUGGGUAGAUUUGUCGGCCGCCUUUUUAAAUCCCGAAUGCUUCAAUUUGUCCCAGGAAAACUUGAUCAUACUGUUGGUGUUUUCUUUGUUCGUAAGAAGAGCGGUAAGCUCCGGCUUAUUUUGGACACUCGGAGGGCAAAUAACUUCUUUGUGAAACCUCGGUCCUCUCAGCUCCCUACGCCAGCAGCCUGGUGCAGCAUUGAGGUGGAUGAAUGCGACACCCUUUAUACGGCCGCUGGUGAUGUUGCUGAUGCCUUUCAUCGGAUGGAGCUCCCACCUCAUCUUCGUCGAUUUUUCAGGCUGCCUGCCAUCAAGUGCCGCUUCCUGGAUAAGAGUGCUUGGCCCUCAGGCUGUGGACCGGAGGAUUAUGUCACACCGGAGUAUGCUACUUUGCCUAUGGGCUGGAAUUGGUCUCUCUAUUUCUGCCAACAACUCCUUGAAUCUGCUGCCUCCCACGCUAACCUGGCCGAUGUCAACCGCAUCGAGGAUCGUACUUGGACAGGCCACGUGGCAGGUGAUCGGGUUGUGCGUGCGCAAUAUGUGGACAACUUCUUUGUGAGCGGCACAAUCCUCCUUUGA